AUGGCCACAACCUCACCAUCAUCGGCCAUCACCAAAUCAAAUGCAUCGUCACCCAAUUCAUCGGGUAUAGAUGUUCAAAAGUGCGGUAUACACCCAGAAGAGUCGUUAAAAUGGUUCUGCACUCAAUGCAACGUGUUUGUGUGCGGUGACUGUAUCGUAGAGACACACAAUGGACACAAGAUACAGAGGCUUAAAGAUUUAGAGAUCGGUAUGCGAAACAAGUACGAUCUCUCGGGCAACAGAGUAGUCUAUCUUUGGGACGUGCUGAAAGCUACCCUUCCUCAUAUAAAGUCAUAUGAAAUAACAGAGAAUGAUAUCAAAGCAUUCUUUGCAGAGCUGCACAAUUCACUCAGCAAUGAAGAAGCAAAGUAUCUAAAAGUUGUUAAAAAGGAAAAGAUAUCUUAUAUCAAGAUGGUUGAAAAUUGCAAGACAGAGAUGGAGAUGAUCAUUGAUUUUAGAGCAAUCUUUGAAUCAAUUGGUCUACCCACUACUACUACUCCUGUCGACAAUCAAUCAAAAGCAAUAACUGCUGCUGCUCCAUCACAUGAUGAUAGUAUUCCAGCUGAUGCUGCUACUCCUCCACCAUCGCCAUCAUCACCACCAUCAACCUUUGCCAUUCCCAAACCUGAAAGCCUUCAGAUAGUACCAGUAUCGAUCACGCCCAAAACCAUUGUCCGUCCAGAAACCUACUACAAGUAUUUUGGAAGUAAAGAACCAACAUUUGAUACAGUGUCAAAGAUCUAUGCCUCUGAAAAGCACGGUGCUGCCCCUAUGCCUGCCAACUCUAGUUUCUCGACACAGUACAUAUCAGGUGCUCAAUUUCAUACAAUCAACCCCCACGUGAUUAAAAUGACCACCGAGGAUUUCAUCGAUGAAGUAAAUAGAGAAUCAUCAAUCAACAAAUUCAUUUCAAACAAUCUUAAUAAUGAUAUUGCAUACUCCUCAUUUGAAUACACUCAUCUUGGUCAUCUGAUGGAUCAGUGGAAUCAAUUAAAUGUUCAAAAUGAUAUAUUUUUGGUCUCAAAACAAAAUGAUCAUUUAAUUUCACAAUCUCCUACUCCUCCUCUCUCAACCAUCAAUAAUAAUAAUAAUACAGAAAGUGUAAUAGUUACAACAACAACAACAACACCAGCACCACCACCAAAACCAACCAAAUAUGAAUUUAUGGUAAAUGAUACAGUUGUUAGUAAAUCAAUGAAUUAUCUUAGACAGGCAUGUGAACUCGUUGUAAAUGAUUUGUCGGUUGGUAAUGAAAGUACAGAGAAAUAUAUCAAAGAGAAUACAAUUAGAUAUAUCUAUUGUCUGUGUGGAAUGGAGAGUACACAACAUUUAUCAUUGGUAGAAGUUUAUGAUAUUCAACAAAACAGAUGGGGGUUUGCAGAAGGUUCAAGAAUGAAACGUGCAUGCUCAUCAUCAUCUGUUGUAUCAAUCCUCGAUUAUGUAUACAUUUUUGGUGGUAAUGACUCCUUGUCAACCUAUGAAAGAAUGGAUCUUUAUUCUGGUAAAUGGGAUUGUUUGGAUAAUAUUCAAACCACUGGUGGUUCAUCAAUGGCAGCCGUUUGGGAUGAAGGUCGUUAUAUAUACCUAGUUGGUGGUAUCCAAAAUAAUAAUACAUUGGGUCGUGUCGAUAGAUUUGAUAUUAUGACUGGUAGAUGUUCAAAUAUCGGUCAACUCAAACGUCCUCGUUAUUAUUGUUUUGCUUGUUAUCUAGAUGGUAUCAUUUAUGUAAUUGGAGGUACCCAUAAAGAGCCCGAAAAAGCAUAUACAAUGGUCAAUGACAUUGAAGCAUUUAGUAUUUCAGACGGUUCAUCAAAACAAAUCUAUCAAUUUAGCAAUAGCUCUUCACGUGUUGAAGGGUUUUGUUUUGAUAAAAGAGAAUACAUUUACUUUCUUACAAGUACAGAGUUUUGUAGAUUCUCUGUAUUUACAAGAAAAGCAGAAUCACUUGCAGAGGUACCAGUCCGUGAUGGUAAAUUUGGUCUGUCCCUUGUAUUUGGAUUUGUCAAUAAUCUUCCUAAAAUCUAUCUCAUUGGUGGCAAACAUCCGACCAAUUUUAUAUAUGACAUUAAUAGUAACUCUUGGGACGCGACAUUUCCAUCGAAAUCAAAGUACACUUAUUUUCAUGGUGCUGUUGGAGUUGGAGAAAUUAUCCCAAAAGCAUCAGAUACCUACCAAAUGCAAUUACAACAACAAAAAGCUCAACAAAAUACUCAACCAGCCCCUGUUAACAAUUAG
Messenger RNA from Cavenderia fasciculata, 2235 nucleotides. RefSeq lists its product as uncharacterized. The record is from RefSeq and is a predicted model, not a curated record. Lineage: Eukaryota; Evosea; Eumycetozoa; Acytosteliales; Cavenderiaceae. The coding region runs from base 1 to 2235 and encodes 744 amino acids. Gene Ontology annotation, molecular function: protein binding; zinc ion binding. The transcript has a single exon.